Molecule: messenger RNA, 3741 nt
Organism: Tetrahymena thermophila SB210
Lineage: Eukaryota; Ciliophora; Oligohymenophorea; Hymenostomatida; Tetrahymenidae
Product: cyclic nucleotide-binding domain protein
Exons: 1
Source: RefSeq, a predicted model, not a curated record
AUGAGAUAAUAGGUCAAUAAGAUAAAAGAUGAAUAAAUUAGCUUACUUAAAAAUUAAGAGGAUAUAAAUAAACAAGCAAAUAUAACAGUAAGGUAACGAUAACUUAGCUAAAGCAGAAGCUAAAGUAGAAAGAAGACUUAUUAAGUUUAAAAAGAUAUAAUAAAGUAGGGAUUACAAGAUGAGACUAAUAUUUAAUGUAGAAAAAGAAUAGAUUUGUAGUGUAUAAUUCCUAUUUUGCAUAAACUGCCAGAAGAAAGGACAGUUUAAGAUUUAAAUGAACUUUCAAGUAAACUUGCUUCUUUGGAUUUUUUUGAAUAAAUUCUUUCAGAUGAAAGUUUAAAAAAUAAGCAUAAGCUCCUUAAAGAAAUGAGAAUUGAGAUCUUUUCUCAAAAUGGAUAGAUUAUAUUUAAUGAGGGUGAUUAAUCAAACAAAUUUUAUGUUGUUCUGUCUGGAGGUGUAAAAUUAAUCUAAAUUUUUUAUCAAAAAAACUCCCUUCAAUAAAAUAAUACAAGGAGUUCUUAAACAAACCUUUGUGAUGCGUAAUAGGAUAUUGUUACACCUAUCAACCGUUUGAUAGAAUAAGAUACAAAGCACUUUUUUUAACAAGGCUAGUAUUUUGGCUAAAAUGAGUUGAUUUUUUAUUCAAAAAGAUUUUACUCUGCUAUUACAUUUAACAAUUAAAUAGGAGAUAAAUCUUUUGAAUAAGAAACCAUUUUGAUAUAUUUCAAUUAAAACAUUUUUAAUAACUUAUUAUAAGAUUUCAUAAUUAACUAAAAUCCUUUUUUUAGGAGUUUUUCUCUGCUAAAACUUGUACCAAAAGAGGGAAAAGUAAGGAUAAGUUAUGAGCAUCAAAUAAAGCAGCUUUCACUCAAUGAAGUAGUUUAUAAAUAAGAUUAAAAAGUAGAAUAUAUUUACUAUUUAGAUAGUGGAAAUGUGCAGUUAAAUUAUUCAUAAAAAUAAAUUUUAGAUGUUCUUCCUCAUUCAGUUUAAUAGAAAAAGUAAUAAACUCAGAUUAUUAGUACUAUUCCUGAAAAAUCCUUUUUUGGAGAUGAAGACUUGCUAAAUUUAAAUGGAACAAGAAAAUACUCUGCUACGAUCAGUUCAAUUAAGGCUACUUUAUAUUUAUUUGAUGCAAACAUGUUUUAUGAGGAAAUAGUAUAAGCUUAUGGGAUAGUAAAAACAAAUAAAAUGAUUAAUGAUUAUCUUUUGUCUAAAUAAAAAUGGAGAGAUGAACAUAUUUAGUAGGCCAUAAAUAUAAAAAAUUAAUUUUCUGGAUUCUAAUACUGCGGCUCAAAAUUAAACUAGAAUUUAGUAUUAAAAAAUUAAUCCGAUUCUAAAUAGAAUUUGUAAAAUAUUAGCAAUAGACAGUUCUUAAUUUCUUAGAAUUAAUAAAAAAAAGUUUCUAAUGCUUCUAUAAGUCGUUGUGUCACUGAAGAAUAGGAGAAUAAGUAAAGCUAUCUGUCUAGAUAGUUAAAUUCUUGCUUAAGCUAACUGCAAGUUGGUUAAAUAAAUACAAUUAACUAGAAUCACUUAAAAACCUUGAAUUAUAAGAACCAUAGUAAAAAAUCCAAUUAAAAUAAUAUUAGUGAUGUUGAAAAGUAUUUUAAGUAAAAUAUUAAAAACGAAAGAAGCCAUUAAAAUAAUUUGAAUAAUUUUUUGAUAAAUUAAUUCGACACCUGCAAAUAGAUCAACCAAAAAUUUCAAUUAAAAAGGCCUAUUAAAAAUAGCAAAUUCAAUACAAUAGAUAGUGAGCUUAGCCUAUCAAACGAUUAUUCUUUGUAAAAAUCAUAGAUAAACUAAACAAAUCAAAAUAAUACCAUAAUUAAUCGAUGUGAAAGUUUAACUUUAGAUGAUCAAAAUGGAGAGAGUAUGCUGAUAUUUCCAAAUCAGUUUUUAAAGAGUUAAUAAAUAAAAUAACAAGCCUAAGGCUAAAAAGCAUCAUUUUCACAGUAUUCAUAAAAUAAGAGUUUAUUUAAAAUCAGAUUACAGAAAAUGGAGGAUCAUGAAAAAAACAAUUUAAGUGAAAUUAAUACUUUUUGUGGGCAUACAAGCUUAAUUCUAAGUGGAAAACACAAUUUAUCAUUCUAAAAUUUAUCUCCGGGAGGAUAAAAAAUAUAUGAUCCAUUUAAUGAUUGCUGGGUGAAAAGAAGCUCCCCUAAAAAAAAUAAUAUUCACACCUAAAAUUAUUUGGAAAAUACAAGUAUUAACAAUGAACAUUUAAAAUAUUAAGUAAGCAUAGAUUCUCCAUUUUCAAAAUAACUAAAUUAAAGUGUUUAUGAUUUAAGCGACCCUUCAUAUUUGAGUAUUUCUAAAUAAAGCUUAGCGGCUUAGUAAUAUCAACUUGAUAUAAAAGUAAAAAAUCAUUAAAAUAAUCAAUAAAAUUGUAAAAAGGUCUUAAAAAAUUUAAAUAUCUAAAGUGCUAUUUCUAAAAAAUGCGUUGUAGAGGGUAAAGAAAAGAGGAGAAACUUGCAAAAUAAUUUAAAUAAUAAAAUUAAUUCAUCGUCAAAUUUCAAUUAAGAAAUUUAAAAUAAUACAGCUCAUAGUAAAAAUCAGGAGUCAAAUGAAAAAAAAAAGUAAAAUAGCUGUUAAUAGAAAAUAGAAUUUACAGUCAAUUAGCAAUAAAGUUAGAAAGUACUAAGUAAUUCAAUGAAAAUCCUUAAAAUUUAAAAUGCAAAUAUUGGAGAAUAGGUUUAGCAUGCAAAAGAAAAUUUUUAAUAAAAUAAAAACAAAAGUGGUCAAAAAAUGAGUUAAAUAUAUUCAAUUAAUGAUUAAUAAAAAUAAAGGACAGAAUAUUAAUAACUGAAAAUGCAAAAUCAGUAAUACAGUUUGGAUGAUUAAAUAAAUAGCCAGUAGUAAGAUUAAAAUCAUAUCAAUAUUGAAAGCUGUAAUGAUUUAGAUUCUUAUUAGGAAAGAAGUAACUUAUUUAAAAGUCUUAGGAAAAAAAGUAUCGAAUAAGAAAAUACAAGCUAAAAAAUAGCAGAACAAAAUUUAAAUAGGUUUAUUGAAGAAAACUGUAGCGGUAACGAAAUAUACUAAAUUGAAUGUAACAAUUUGCUAGGUAAAAAAAAAUAGAUUUUAAAAUAUCUUCUAAGUUAAAUUGGUUCUGCAGAUUUAAAUUGUAUUGACAUGAAUUAAGAUUAAAAAAACACAAAAUAUGAUAAUUUAUUAAGAAUUUUGAUGAAAUAAAAAUAAGAAAAUAAAAAAAUGGAUUGUAGGAGUUCCAAGAACUUUAGCAAUUCUCUAUAGAAAUAUAAUAGCAGAGAUGAAAUUUAAAAACAAAAAUUAAAGAAUUUUGAAGGAAAUUUUUCUAAAGAUUUUUAAUCAAUAGAAAGAUAAAAAUUUUCUCCUAACUAAAAAGAGAGAGAGAAGUUUUAACAAGUUAAUAAGAGCACUUCAAAUGCUUUCUAACAAUAUUUAAGAUUUGCAAAUGAUAUUAUAAAUAAAGAAAUUAACUCUUCUUAGACUUAGAUGGGGAAUUUAAGCGAUUAAGCUAUUAAUAUUUCAGAUUAAAUUAAUUAAUUCACUCAAUCAUAUACUCCUGUUAACUAUCCUUUAAAUUCGACUAUUAAAGAAAAGAAAAGAAAUACUGGUUUGAAGUAAAAAUUAGAAAUGAGAAGAAAACUUAAAACUCCAUCAUAGAGCUAUUCAGUUAAUAAAAGAGAUAAUAGAUAAGAAUCAACCAAUUUCUCAAAUCUCCACCAAACUCUAUUCAUUUUACCUAAGUCUUAAUUCGAUUUAUGA